AAUGUAAGCUAACUUAGCUAGCGCAGUUUUAAUUAGUACGACCAAAAGCCAGUAUUUUGUCAACCUGCUGCUUUUGUCGUAAGCCAAAUAAUGUUAAUGUCGGUCAGUCCUGAUAAUUUGCAAACCCUAGCCUACCACGAUAACUAACCUAAUCCUCAGCUUGAAGUUCAGAUGAAAGACUUGUUUGCGUCAACUUUUACCGAGAAAUUUAAAGUUAGCUCCGUGUUUUGCAUUUGCUAGCAAGCUAUGUAGCAUUAGCCAGCAACCCAAGCAGGCUUGGCAACUUUGGCGACUCGUUAGCAUCGGGUUUUGUGAUUUAUUUAUUUUUCGAUGGACACUACUAAUGCUUGUUGUCGUGGUUUUCUAUCGAUAGAGAAUCAAAGUAAUGUUAACCAGAGGGUUAGCUGAUGCAGAUAGGGGUUAUUGCGUGUUGCCAUGGCGAUUGUGGGACGGAACUAGGUUAGAGUUGGUGGGCUAGUAAAGUUCUCAAAGGAAGAGCGAAGCUACGUACACUCACGUUUUAACGUUUGUUUAAGCUAACUGCGCGUUUUCUAUCGGUUGUCGCUGCACUUUCAUGCCAGUUAAGCUAACGUUAGCCGUUGUCUGUUCCUUCGGGGAGCAGUGACAGAAAGCUCGCGCUAACCCGCUGCGUGGUGGAGGGAAUGUCUCAUUGUUUUUACCCGGGCAUCUGAGCGGGCCCCACGCACAAAACCCAACGGCAGCUAACGUUAACGGACAGGUCACAAAAACUAGCCAGUGACGUUACACGACUAACGUAAAUGACUGAUUUUUUUUUUCCUUUUCAAACUGGUCGUUAAUUUGAGAGUUAACGUUAGCUAAAGUUAACUGCUGUUGCAAGCUGUAAGCGGGUGACAUGGCAACUGGAGGCACUCCUUUUGAUGACAGUUCAGAAGAGCUGCACAACUGGACUGUAACCAAUGGCAGCCUGGAAGACAGACUCAACAACAUGGACUGGGGUGUACAGCAAAAGAAAGCCAACCGAUCUUCAGAGAAGAACAAGAAGAAAUUGUCAGCUGCCGUGGUGGGGAGCCGCCUGACUAAUGAUAUUUCGCCAGAAUCCACCCCUGGGGCUGGUCGCAGGAGAGCACGCACUCCUCAUUCCUUUCCACAUAUCAAAUACACCACCCAGAUGUCUGUCCCAGACCAAGCUGAGCUAGACAAGCUGCGUCAGAGGAUCAAUUUCACAGACCUAGAUGAGAGGAGCAUUGGCAGUGACUCUCAGGGGCGUGUCACAGCUGCCAACAACCAGCGCCAGUUAGCUGGAGAGAACAAGAAGCCCUACAACUUCCUACCUCUGCAUGUAAACACUAACAAAAGCAAGGAACUACUCCCUCCCUCCUCCUCUGCCCCAGCCACCCCAGCUAUCACCAAGGAAACCAAGAAACAGAGCCCAGGGUACAGGGAUACGUUAACCCCUGUGGUUCCUACCAAGGAAACUCAAACUCCAAGGCUCAGCCAUGGUGGCACAGAGAGAGGGCCCUUGGUACACAGAGAACAUGGGAGAGGAGACCCGAGAAUAGACAGCAGCCAGGUGGUAAGCAAACUGAUACAGAUCCGGGAGUACAUCAGUAAGGCCAGCUCCAUGCGGGAUGACCUGGUGGAGAAGAAUGAUGUGCCAGCAAAUGUGGAGCGUCUUUCUCAUCUCAUCGACCACCUCAAGGAGCAGGAGAAGUCCUAUUUACGGUUCCUGCAGAAAAUGCUGGCUCAGGAGAAUGAAGAGGAUGAUGUGGGGACCCUGGACUCUGCAGUGGGCUCAGGUUCACUGGCCGACAGCACUUCUCUUAACGCUGAGGUUCGCUUUUCAGAUGCCUCAAAUGCUAUGAGUGGUAGGCCAGAAGUUGUGCGUGCUGACCAGAAGGAAGAGUUGGAGAAUCUGCGUAAGCAGCACGAGCUGCUGAAGAAGAUGCUGGAGCAGCAGGAGCAGCUGAGGGCCCUGCAGGGCCGGCAGGAAGCUCUAAUGGCCAUGCAGCACAGUGCAGAACAGGCACUUGCUGUGAUUGAGGACACUGUUGUCACAGAAACCACAGGAAGUGUUUCGGGCCUAAGCAUCACAUCAGAACUGAAUGAUGAGUUAAAUGAAUUGAUCCAGCGGUUCCACAACCAGCUACAUGACUCUCAGACUAAAGCAGUGCCAGACAACCGUCGUCAGGCAGAGAGUCUUUCCCUCUCCAGAGAAGUGUGCUGGUCUAGGGCUCCCCAAGCUGUUGGCCCACCUCAACACAGGCCACUCCUCCACUCUGCCUCUGGCCCACACACUGGGCUAGACACUGGAGCAACAGCAGCCAGUGCAAAACUCACCAAGCUCCAAGAGCUCCAGGACAAAAAGCAAACCAUGGACAAGAUCCUGCAGGAGCUGCAUUCACUCAGAGACCAGACUCUCAAUAAUAAUUCAUGUCGUGGCUUGUCAGCACAGUGCAGUCUCAGUAUGGGAGCAACUUCGGAUUGUCCAUCUGCUCUCUGCUCUAAUGGGGCCUCUGCUUCCACUUCCUUUCAUCCUUCACUCACACAACACCAGGACAGCUCCAACUCCACAGACAAGCUCAGGAAGCUAAAGGAAGUCCACAAGCGUUUGAAUGAGCUGCGGGAAUUAGUUCAGUACUAUGAGCAGACUUCUGAUAUGAUGGUGGAUGCAGUCAAUGAGAAUGUGAAAGAGGAUGAUGAUGAUGAUGAAGAGGAAGAUGAGACGGAGGACGGUUCUAUGUUUGAGGCAAUGUUUGACUCUGAGCAGGAGAACCGCCAGCCUGUCACUAACAUCAGAAACCCACAGAGCAGUGGGAACUGGACAGACUUGAACAGCCUGACCAACGGGCGCAGUGUCAGGAGCAGCGGCACUAACAACCGGGAUAGCAGACUCAACACUGAGUGUGAGAUCAACAACCGGUCGGCGGCCAAUCUCCGCAGCCUCAACAUACCCUCAACCAUAGAGUGCCAGUACAACAGGGACACACCCUAUAACCAGGUGAAGGAUGAGGAUGAAGAUGAGGAUUGUAUUGUAAAUGAUGCAGGGGCACAGGCUGUGGCUCCAGACAGUGAGGCAUCGGGGUCUAGUCGGAGGAGCAGCCUUGGGAACAAUGGAGGUUUUUCCCAAAAGGUUCAUCAACAGACAGCGAAGCAAAAACUACGGCAGUUGCAGGAACUGGUGGCCAUGGUUCAGAGUGACGACACAGAUGGUACUACAGCUAAUGAAGAUGAAGCUUUACACCAACAGCCAAAUAAUACCAGAGCUACUGCAGCUAGGCCACUUGGGGCUGGAUCUAAGCAGAAUCCCAGAGACAUUACUCUCUCUAGCAAGGCCAGCUACUCUGGACACAGGGAGAAGUUGUACGAGGAGAAGCUGCUUCAGCAGAAACAGGAGUUGAAGCAGCUCCAUGAAGAGCGCCAGAGACUCAUUGAAAUCCAAGGCAAGAUCCAGGACCUCCAGUGGGCUUGCCCUGACCUCCAGUCGACGGUUUCCAGCACAGUGAGUCAGCAAGGUUUGCUGAAGAAGGUCCCAGUUGCAGUUUCCACUCCAGCCACUACCCAGGCUUCUUUAUCAUCUGGACCCAAAACCAACUCAGUUGUGCUUAAACCCACUGCUUCAGAAGCAGCAACUGUCACUGACAGUGAGCUUUGGUCAGAGAUGCGUCGCCACCAGAUCCUGCGGGAAGAACUGCGCCAACGCAGAAAACACUUAGAGUCCUUGAUGGCUGAACACCAGAGGCGUAGUGGUCUCAGUGACUCUCCCUGCCGGAAUGACGACCAAGACAGCCUUGCUACACCCUCACAACCUGUCAGCAGGGAUGAAAGGACAAUGGCUACCUGGGGUUCCACUCCCUGCCACCUUGAUGAUGAUGAUGAUGAUGACGACGAUGACAAUGAUGAUGAAUAUCGCUCAGAGAUGGAUGCAGAGGAGGAGGAGGAGCAGGAAGAAUGUGCAGAGAGCAGCUCUGAUGACGACAUCCACAUCUACUCUUCGAGCAGGAACCAGUGCUCUUACAGUAACAGGAAUAAUCAAGGAAGUAACCUGAAGCCUCCACCAGCCUACUCAGGUGAGGGUAGUGGGCAUCUUCAUAACAAGACUAAGGCCAAGCAGCAGCAGCAGCAGCAGCAGCAGCAGCAGCAACAGCAGCAGCAACAGCAACAGCAGCAGCAACAGCAGCAGCAGCAGCAGCAGUCCAGAAGUUUGAACCAGUCAGCGAGCCAGCACGGAGGUACACGACGGCAAGAAAACCUGCGAUGGGCUUCAGAGCUUUCCUUUGCUGAGGGCUCAUGCCACUGGCAGGAACAGGUUAGCCAGCUGCAGAGACAGCUGGAUUUCAGCACCAGCAUGUGUCAGACACUCCUGCAGGACCAGCAGACACUGUCAUACAUGCUGCAAACCCUGCUGACAGGUCAGUACAGCGUGUUACCCAACAACUUGUCAUCACCACAGGUCCACUUGGUCAUGCACCAGCUCAACCAGUGUUACACCCAGCUGGCUUGGCAGCAAAACAAUGUACAAAGACUUAAGCAGGUCCUGAGCGACCUCCUUCGUCAGCAGCAACAGCAGCAGCAGCCUUCCUCUUCAACAGCAGGUUGGCAGACAGAGAAGCCGAGCUCAUCCCAGGAAUCCAGCUCUUGUCCUUCAGCCUCUCCUGGUGUCUUCCUCCCCUUCUCCAAUAACAUGUCAACAGCUGCCUUAUCCCCUUUCCCUCCCAACUUUAACUUGUAUCCACUGUUCCCUUCCGCCAUGGGUGAGUUCCCUCAGAAUGCGACAGGUCAUGCCGCGCCUGACCACCAGAAGCAGCAGUUAGACCCCAACACCUCUAUAAAAACAGAGUACAUGAGUUUCCCUCCUCCACUUCAGCGCUCUCCUCUUAACACGACAACAGAAAAAGGACCGGCUGCCUGGCUUAACAUGUCCUACGUAAACAACACAGUCCAGCAUCAACCAUCUAAAAUACAGCCACAAGAGUCACCCUCCUCCUCCCCCACUUUCAUUAACUGCCACUCCAGAACUCAAGACUUUGACCAGGCCUCAGAGGAAAGCUUCAGCAGCAUGCCUGAUCCUGUUGACCCCACCACCAUAACAAAGACUUUCAAGGCUGGGCGUAAGGCCUCUGCACAAGCCAACCUGGCCUCGCGCAGCAAGACUCCCAAUUCUAAGAGUCGUCGGAGGAGGAGCAAAGGGCCCAGCAAGAACAGUGAAGGCCAUGAGAGUGACAGUGUUAGCAGCACAGCGGACUUUGUCCAGGAGAGGGCAGUCCCGUCUCGUCCGAAGGAUCAGAAUCAGAGUCUGCUGGACAAGCUGACUCAAGAGAAACUAGACAGCAAGACUAAGCUUGGGAAUAAAAGAAAUGACCUUUCGUCUGCCUAUGCUUGGAGAACACCCUUCCUCUCUAACAGAAUUGCAUGCACAGAAGCACCAGAUGCAAGCAGCGACUUCUCACUGUUUGAGGCACUGAGGGAGACCAUUUACUCUGAGGUGGCUACCUUGAUAUCCCAGAAUGAGUCCCGACCACACUUUCUCAUCGAGCUCUUCCAUGAGCUGCAGCUGCUCAACACAGACUACUUACGGCAGAGGGCACUCUAUUCCCUCCAGGAUAUAGUGACCAGGCACCUGGCAGAGAAGAGUGCAGCUGAGGACCAGGUGCCCCCUCUUGGUCCUGUGGUAUGGGCUGCAGGCUCUCAAUCUGAGCUGACACCCAGCGAGAGUCUGGCUACCAGUGAUGUAAGUGUUCAUCUUUUUCAGGAGGUCGUAGAGAAGAACUUGAGGCUCACACAGGACACAAUGAAGAGGGAUGAUGCAGAAUCUGUGGACAAUGACAGCACUAUGUCAACCUCCUCCAACCUGGAACCAUUUGCUAACGAUGACCUGGGCAACACGGUGAUUCAUUUAGACAAAGCUCUGGCCAGAAUUAGGGAGUAUGAGCGCAUGAAGCUUAAGGCUGAAUUUAACCCCUGCAACGCCAGCACUGCAGGUGCAGGUGGCUCUGAAGUCUCACAUGCUGAACACCCCUCUGCUAACCCUGCUGAACCAGUGGAAGGAGGUGCAGCUGGUGAUGUGCGCUGUCCUCAGAUUGACACGCAGCAGUUGGAUCGUCAGAUCAAAGCCAUCAUGACAGAAGUCAUUCCCUUCCUUAAGGAGAACAUGGACGAGGUGUGUUCCCUCCAGCUGUUGACAUCUGUGCGGCGCAUGGUCCUCACUCUCACCCAACAAAAUGAUGAAAGCAAGGAGUUUGUCCGCUUUUUCCACCGACAGCUGGGAGGCAUCCUGCAGGAUUCUCUUAGUAAAUUUGUUGGCCGCACUCUCAAGGACUGUGGAGAGGACCUUCUGGUGGAGAUCUCAGAGAUUCUCUUCAAUGAACUGGCCUUCUUUAGGCUCAUGCAGGAUUUGGACAACAGCAGUAGCAUUGCUUUGGCAGCCAAACACAAAAAUAAAAAGAGGGCUGAGCAAUCCAGUAAAGCAAAGCACAGUAUCAAUGAAAAUCCAAUAGCUGGUGGUGAUAAAUCUGUUUCUCCAGCCUAUUCAGAUGAAGAAAAGGACCAAGGUGACGCUGAGCAGGAAGGCGAUUCUACAGUCCAGGAGCUUUACCUUCAGACAGAGAUGAAAAACAACAAGAGCAAUGACGCUUCAGAGGUUGAAGAGGAAGAUGAGGAUGAAGGGAUUGGAAAGGGAAUGCCUCUGUCAAUCAGUCUUUCCAAAGCAGAGACUCAGGCCCUGACAAACUACGGCAGUGGGGAGGAUGAGAAUGAGGAGGAGGAAAUCGAGGAGUUUGAGGCCGGUCCUGUUGAUGUCCAAACCUCCUUGCAGGCUUCUGCCGAUGGACAGGUGGAGCAGGAGGGGACAACAGCCAGUGAAACCCAGGAGACAAAAACUGAACAGAGGAGUCCAGAGAAUGAUGAUGAAAUCAACAAGCCAGUUGGGACGAUGAAUUCCAAAGUAGAUGACAUUACCGUAGCAGCGUGCCAGAGUCCUGAGGAGGAGAGUAAAGUUGGGGCAGCUGCUGCUUCAGAAGAAAACACUGCAGUUUCUCAUGGUCAGGAUGGCCCCAAGGAGUCAACCACUACUAGCAGCCCAGACACAGACUCACCCGUCAUGAUCAAUGUAGAUGAGAUGGGGUCAGGUAACACCAGUCAAAAGUCUGAUGAGGAAGACUUUGUCAAGGUGGAUGACUUGCCAUUGCAGCUUACAGUCAUGUGUGAGGAGGAGCUUCAGAAGAGAAUAGUGGAGGAGCAGCAGAAUAACAACCUGUCUGUUGAGAUCCUCAGUGGGAACACUGAAUCGCUGACUGGGCUGGUGGGAAAUGCACAGGCACUGAAGGAACCAGAAACUGUUGGUGCCCAGAGUAUGUAAAGAAUUAUAGCGAUCUCUCAAAUUCUACUGUAUUUAGCAACACUAUCCUUUCACUCUCAAUCUGUUCUGGAUGUAUGAUUGUUGACUCUUAAUCUUAGUUUAAAAGAAGAAAGGGUUCAUAAUAUUGGACACACGGGGACACACACACACACACACACACAGGCGCGAUAAAACUAAACUUCUACAUGUGAUCAACACUUAGUUCAUUUUAUUCCUGAAUAUUUAAUGUGACUUGGGGUUCUCUCUAUGCUGCUGAUUUCUGACAGUUAAGCUUCUGUUUGAAUUUUUAAUUGUACUGAAACUUGUGUUCAGAUCUGCCUUAGUCUCCUUCUUAGUUCUGGAAUAAGUUUUACAUGGGUUGUGAUUUUUUGUUUUUUUUGUUUUUUGUUUUAUUUGUCUUGGCCCUGCCUUACUGUUGUACAGCUUGUCUCUUCUGCACUUGAUUCCUAAUUAUAAAAAGAUUACAGUAGGAUGGAAGUCCAGCUGUAGCCUGCCUGACUUCAGAUAUUUGUUUCUCCAGCUUGGACACUUCUUCCUUCAUAUCAGAACUAAAAGCUCAGACUUAACUUUUAUCCCUUCAGACAUGUCUUUAUAUGCUGUUUUCUGUUAAAGGUUAGUCUCCAUUGAUUUUCAUGUAAUUAAAAUGUUGACUACAGUAAGUUUUAAUUAAUAAAAUGCUGGAACUUU
Xiphias gladius (swordfish) is the source of this 8023-nucleotide messenger RNA. RefSeq names its product pericentriolar material 1 (gene pcm1). Bases 875 to 7336 code for a protein of 2153 amino acids. Lineage: Eukaryota; Metazoa; Chordata; Actinopteri; Istiophoriformes; Xiphiidae. Gene Ontology annotation, biological process: intraciliary transport involved in cilium assembly; microtubule anchoring at centrosome; cilium assembly. Gene Ontology annotation, cellular component: centriolar satellite; centriole; ciliary basal body. The record is from RefSeq and is a predicted model, not a curated record. The transcript is spliced from 40 exons.